AUGGUAGCAGCGAUUUCGCCUCGAAAGCUCGGCAUUGCCGAAGGUUCUGUACUCGGUUCCAAGGAUGGCACUGCACUCGGAUCAGCCGAAGGUAUUGCGGAAGGCGCCGCACUCGGACCGGCCGAUGGAACAGCUGAAGGCAUUGCACUUGGUAUAGCAGAAGGGACCGCACUCGGAUCAGCCGAUGGAGCCGCGCUGGGAACCGCUGAUGGCAUCGCGGACGGAACACCAGAGGGGACCGCCGAUGGAGCUUGGCUUGGAACUGCCGAAGGCAUAGCGCUGGGAACAGCUGAAGGUUGUGCCGAUGGAGCCGCGCUAGGGAUCGCUGAAGGCAUCGCGGACGGAACACCAGAGGGGACCGCCGAUGGAGCUUGGCUUGGAACUGCCGAAGGCAUAGCGCUGGGAACAGCUGAAGGCAUAGCGCUGGGAACAGCUGAAGGUUGUGCCGAUGGAGCCGCGCUGGGAACCGCUGAAGGUUGUGCCGAUGGAGCCGCGCUGGGAACAGCUGAAGGCAUAGCGCUGGGAACAGCUGAAGGUUGUGCCGAUGGAGCCGUGCUAGGAACCGCUGAAGGCAUCGCGGACGGAACACCGGACGGGACCGCCGAUGGAGCUUGGCUGGGAACUGCCGAAGGCAUAGCGCUGGGAACAGCUGAAGGUUGUGCCGAUGGAGCCGCGCUGGGAACCGCUGAAGGUUGUGCCGAUGGAGCCGCGCUGGGAACAGCUGAAGGCAUAGCGCUGGGAACAGCUGAAGGUUGUGCCGAUGGAGCCGUGCUAGGAACCGCUGAAGGCAUCGCGGACGGAACACCGGACGGGACCGCCGAUGGAGCUUGGCUGGGAACUGCCGAAGGCAUAGCGCUGGGAACAGCUGAAGGUUGUGCCGAUGGAGCCGCGCUGGGAACCGCUGAAGGUUGUGCCGAUGGAGCCGCGCUAGGAACCGCUGAAGGCAUCGCGGACGGCACAACCGAUGGGACCGCCGAUGGAGCUUGGCUUGGAACUGCCGAAGGCAUAGCUGAGGGAACAGCUGAAGGUUGUGCCGAAGGCAUCUCGGAAGGAACCGCUGAAGGUUGUGCGGAUGGAGCAGCGCUGGGAACCGCUGAUGGCAUCGCGGACGGCACAACCGACGGGACCGCCGAUGGAGCUUGGCUUGGAACUGCCGAAGGCAUAGCGGACGGCACAACCGACGGGACCGCCGAUGGAGCCUCACUCGGAACUGCCGAAGGCAUAGCGGAGGGAACGACGGAAGGAACAGCCGACGGCAUCGCGGAGGGAACCGCUGAAGGUAGUGCCGAUGGAGCCGCGCUGGGAACUGCUGAAGGCAUCGCAGACGGCACAGCUGACGGGACCGCCGAUGGAGCCUCACUCGGAACUGCCGAAGGCAUAGCUGAGGGAACAGCUGAAGGUUGUGCCGAAGGCAUCUCGGAAGGAACCGCUGAAGGUUGUGCUGACGGAGCCGCGCUGGGAAUCGCUGAAGGCAUCGCGGACGGCACAACCGACGGGACCGCCGAUGGAGCCUCGCUUGGAACUGCCGAAGGCAUAGCGGACGGCACAACCGACGGGACCGCCGAUGGAGCUUCACUCGGAACUGCCGAAGGCAUAGCGGAGGGAACGACGGAAGGAACAGCCGACGGCAUCGCGGAGGGAACCGCUGAAGGUAGUGCCGAUGGAGCCGCGCUGGGAACUGCUGAAGGCAUCGCAGACGGCACAGCUGACGGGACCGCCGAUGGAGCCUCACUCGGAACUGCCGAAGGCAUAGCUGAGGGAACAGCUGAAGGUUGUGCCGAAGGCAUCUCGGAAGGAACCGCUGAAGGUUGUGCUGACGGAGCCGCGCUGGGAAUCGCUGAAGGCAUCGCGGACGGCACAACCGACGGGACCGCCGAUGGAGCCUCGCUUGGAACUGCCGAAGGCAUAGCUGAGGGAACGACGGAAGGAACUGCCGAAGGCAUCGCGGAGGGACCUGUUGAAGGUAAUGCUGACGGAGCCGCGCUGGGAAUCGCUGAAGGCAUCGCGGACGGCACAACCGACGGGACCGCCGAUGGAGCUUCGGACGGAGAUGCCGAAGGGAGCGCACUCGGAACCGCCGACGGUAGGGCGGAAGGAAGCUCCGAUGGCUCUGCAGAUGGGAGCGAGGUCGGAACCUCGGACGGAGAUGCAGAGGGGAGCUCACUCGGAACGGCUGAGGGGACGGCAGAGGGUACAUCCGAAGGGAAUUGCGAAGGAGCCUGCGAAGGAACUUCAGACGGAGCGCUGGAUGGUGGAGCGCUGAUAGUGGGGGACUGUGAUGGAGAGUCCGAUGGAAACGCGGAAGGGAAGUCAGACGGAGCUACAGAAGGAACUUCCGAAGGCACAUCCGAAGGGACUGCUGAUGGUGUCAGUGUUGGGGUUUCAGAAGGAACCCCCGAAGGAAAAUCCGAAAAGACCCCGGUCGGUGUCUGCGAGGGGCUGUCAGAAGCAUUUUGCGAGGGUGAUGUCGAUGGAGACCGCGAUGGCGCCUCGGACUUUUUGCUUUUGGCACUCUUCUUGCUUUGCUUCGAAUUAUCCAUCAUACCCUUUGUACUUUUCGGAUUCGGUACGGUAGGGACACGUGUGGGUAGAACCAGGCUAGGACCCCCCGAAGGCAACACGGGAGGAGCCUGGGUAGGCAUCUCAAUGGGAAUAAUCGUAGGCAGCGUCGAAGGUGCCCCCGAAGGGUUUGCCAAGGAUGGAGAAGGGGUAGGAGCAAGCAGAAGCAUGGUGGGAACGGACGACGGUACGUCCGACUUCUUGCUCUUCGUGCUUUUGGCUCCUCCCUUUCCAUCCUUGCCGCUACUCUUUCCAUCCUUACCGCUACCCUUGCCUUCUCCAUCGCCAGCUUUCUUAUUAUUCGAGGGAGGCAUCGCCUUGCCUCCGUUAUUGGAGACGACGUUGAUGACGCUCGUUAAAACAGGAUGCUUCCUCAGCUGCCGCAUUGCUCCGAUAUCUUCCGCCGACUCUACUGAAGAGCAGCCAGCCGAAACGACACCCAGCAAGGCUAAGGUGGAGAAUCGCAUGAUGCGUGGAUCGAUACAAACGGGAGACUUAGCGAUCAAUGGCGCUCUAAUUUUUGCGUUACCAGUAGUUGCGACUUGA
Molecule: messenger RNA, 3105 nt
Organism: Phaeodactylum tricornutum CCAP 1055/1
Lineage: Eukaryota; Bacillariophyta; Bacillariophyceae; Surirellales; Neidiaceae
Exons: 6
Coding region: 1-3105 (1034 amino acids)
Source: RefSeq, a predicted model, not a curated record